AUGCCAAGGGUUCACGCAGCCUGCCCUGAAAGAUACUUCUCCUGCUACAUGCUUUUCCAGUUCCUGUAUAUUAGAUCGAUCCCAGUACAGACUCUGAAACGGCUGAUUCCUGAUGAGUUGGAACGGUUUACGAGUAUGAGGAUGAAGAAGGACAAGGAAAAGCCUGGUCAAAUGCCGAGCCAACGUCAUUCCUCUACCGCCAGCUAUGAGCCCACCUCCCAGAGCCCCAUGCUGCAUGACCACCCAGACGAGUAUGUGCUGGAGCUCUUUGAACAGAUGCUGGUGGAUAUGAACCUGAAUGAGGAGAAGCAGCAGCCGCUGAGACAAAAGGACAUCGUGAUUAAACGUGAAAUGGUUUCCCAAUACUUGCACACAUCCAAAGCUGGUCAAAACCAGAAGGAAAGCUCCAAAUCUGCUGUGAUCUACAUCCAUGAGCUGCAGGAAGACUACCGUGAUCCCCAGCUGCUGUUGAGUUGUCUAGAGUCACUCAGAGUGUCCCUCAAUAACAACCCUGUCAGUUGGGUACAAAACUUUGGAGAUCACGGUUUGACACUGUUACUAACGCGUCUUAAAAGACUCCAAGAAGAGAGAGACGAGUAUCCAAUGAGGAUGGCGAUCAAAUGUCAGCAUGAGAUAAUUCGAUGUCUGAAGGCUUUUAUGAAUAAUAAGUAUGGUUUGAAGUCUAUGCUGGAAUCUGGUGAUGGCAUCCCUCUGCUGGUCAGAGCUAUUAACCCUACAGUGCCUCAUAUGAUGGUUGAUGCUGUCAAGCUGCUUUCUGCCAUUUCCAUUCUGGAACACCCAGAUAAUCUUCAAGAGCGAGUUCUGGAGGCCUUAACUGAGGAGGCAGAGAAAAGGGACAUUGAGCGUUUUCAGCCUUUGUUGUCUGGAAUGAACAAUCACAAUAUUGCGCUUAAGGGUGGCUGUAUGCAACUGAUCAAUGCUUUGAUUAGUCGAGGAGAAGAGUUGGACUUCAGGAUCCACAUUCGUUCAGAACUGCUUAGAUUGGGACUCCGAGAUCAGCUGAGGGAGAUACGGACCAUUGAAAACGAGGAGCUUAGAGUACAGCUCUCUGUGUUUGACGAACAAGCUGAGGAUGAUUCUGAAGACCUCAGAGCACGCCUAGAUGACAUCCGCAUCGAGAUGGAAUAUCCUUUUUGA
Messenger RNA from Knipowitschia caucasica, 1158 nucleotides. The record is from the annotation of a GenBank genome assembly. Lineage: Eukaryota; Metazoa; Chordata; Actinopteri; Gobiiformes; Gobiidae.